Molecule: messenger RNA, 2451 nt
Organism: Actinia tenebrosa (Australian red waratah sea anemone)
Lineage: Eukaryota; Metazoa; Cnidaria; Anthozoa; Actiniaria; Actiniidae
Biological process (GO): multicellular organism development; cell communication; Notch signaling pathway
Cellular component (GO): membrane
Source: RefSeq, a predicted model, not a curated record
UUACGAUUGCCGUUCACCUUGCCUCAGCUGCGAUUUCGAUCAGUAGUAGAAAACUUUUACUACGCCUCUUUAACUAUUAAUGCUCGUUUGGGGUCUUCACUUGGUGUUCAAGUUUCUUGGCCUGAUCAUUCACAUCCUUUGAACUCUUUUCUUAACUCAGUAAUGGAUCAACGUCGUGUAGUUAUUCAUUUAUUGCUGUUCUUAUUCUUCAUGGUUGGAGUCCAGUCAUCGGGCAAGAUGACAAUCCUCUUACUCAACUACAAGAACCCAGAUCAUAAAGUCUUUAACGGCGACUGCUGUGACAACUUGAACUUUUGUAGCUGGAAUGAGUGUGAUAACCUGUUCAAGUUCUGCGCAACCGCACAAGGGUCGACUGAGUCGUGCUCGCUCAGUGGUGGUCAGUUGACUACCGGGAUAUUGGGAGAUGAUGAUUUCUCAUUUCCUGGUCAAGGAGGGCACCUUGGUGGUGGGCUGAAUAACCCUGUUACUUUUUCAUUCCAGGAAUGGAAGGGUGUGUCAGUAGUCGUAGAGGUAUGGGACGACGAUGGUGGAUUUAUAGUAGGAAAACUAGCAGACUUUGUUGACAAAUACACACUAAUCGAGACAACUGCGCCAGACUCUAACAAAUCUUCGUCGACACCUCGAGACAAAAAGCUGUGCGGUAAAAGAUCGUGUACCAACGUGAAAGUUCGUGUCUAUUGUGACGACAACUACUUGAUCCCAGAAUGCACCGAGUACUGCGUACCACGUGACAGCGACAAGGAAGGACACUAUUGGUGUGACUAUAGACUAGGAAGAAAGGUAUGUCACGAAGGAUGGUACGAUGCGCUGACUAACUGCACCAAGAAGAAAAAAGAGUGUACGCCGAGAAAUGAUACGGUUGGAGGACAUUAUGACUGCGAUCCGGAGAGCGGAGACAAGAUUUGUUUGUCAGGAUGGAUGGGAAGUAACUGUACUCAAGUUUAUGUAUCCAACUCUGUCAUACCUUCUUCGUCAAGUAAAGAACUAACCAAGGACACCAAAUCAACGUCUCUGCAUCAAAGUACAAUACAGGGGCUUUCAUCUACUUCAGCAACCAGCACUGAAAUACAACCAACACCAAGCCUCAGAUUUCAUUCAACAUCUUUUGAGGAUCUUAAAACCUCAAGGAUAAGUGUGGAUUUUUCAGGGGCCUAUUCCAGCUCACAAACCAGACUAACUACAACUCAAAAUGUAGAGUAUAAGAGUACUGCAUCUGCAACCACGAUUUCGCCAUCCACUGCACAAUAUUCUAUGACUUCAAAGCUACAAUAUACUUCUGUAGCUGUUACCAUGGAAAUGAGUAAAGAAAUGAGCCAUUACAUAAUACAAAGUUCUGCUUCUUUGUUUGUAAAGGAAAGUUCAAGCUUUAGAGUUAGAACUAGUAGCUUACACUCUACGUUAGCAGAAGUAGCAACGGUAUCCGAGGUUGGAUCUUCUUACGAGACGCUGUCUUCGACGCGUCUACAGUAUAAAACAAGAGAAAUGUCGAUAGAUCUUUCAGCGACUGCAGUUCGAUCUUCUGUCGCGGUAGCAUCUACAUUAGGGGCUACACUGAUUGUACCGACAACAGAGUGGAACGAUGAGCUUGUUUUGAAUGUUAUUCCCGGUAAAAACUGGACAGAAGAGAAGAAGGACAAGUUAAAGUCUGCUAUCACAGAACAGGCUAACAAGUACUGCAAGCUUCACCCGACGUCGUGCAAUAUUGACCCAGAUGUGUCCAUUAACAGGACAGAGUUCUUUAACUCUUCAGACGUAAUCAUAAUCGUAAAGAAUGGAUCCAAUGACGCUGUAUCUGUAUCUGUACAAGUUAAACUACCCAGCAAAUUACCAGGAAUAUCAAUGGGAGGUACUUUGCCCUCAGUCGUGCUCAAGAAGGUCAUCACAGCAAACAAGAAUACCAUAGAAAAACAAAUCGGUCUGAAAGUCUCCUUAGAAAGUUCGUCAUCAUCCACUACCACAGUAACACAACCAACUAUACAACCUACUACUGAUGCUGUAGUGGUUAUUGUCAGUACUCCUUUAUCUAGAUUUACUCCGUGGAACUUGUGGAUCUACAUUGUUGGUGGUUGUGUUGCUUGUCUGUUGUUACUGGGUGCGACACUGGGGUUUAAGUAUAAAAUGAACAGGCAAAACAAGAUUCAUGCUUUUGACGAUUCACCAGAAAGAAAAGAAACAAUGACGAGACAAGAAGAAGAAGAAAUGGUGUGUUUAUCGAACACACAAGCCUUGAUCAGUAACAAAAACACAUUAAAGGUCAAGUUCCAAGRAACAGUUCUUCGAGCGAGAACGUCGAGUGUCAACUCAGAUAAAAGCGUUCUUUACAGUCCUUUUACUCCUGACUACUCCGGUUCAUGAAUGGCGCAGGUCGAUAACACUGUAAAACUGCUGUAAUUAUUUCAAAACUUCAUGUUGUGGGUCCAAAGACUGUAA